Messenger RNA from Rotaria sp. Silwood1, 678 nucleotides. Lineage: Eukaryota; Metazoa; Rotifera; Eurotatoria; Philodinida; Philodinidae. The record is from the annotation of a GenBank genome assembly.
AUGGCUCAGACUACCAAACCGAUUCUUGUCACUGGAGCUGGCGGUGGUGUAGGAUCUGUUUCAGGAAUUAUCGUCGACUUACUGAGAAAACAAAAUAUAUCCGUUCGAGCUCUUGUUCGACGUGACGAUCAUCGUGCACAAGCUUUGCGCGAACGAGGUGCCGAAGUCAUCAUCGGUGAUCUUACACAAUUGCCCGAUGUUCAUCGAGCAAAUCCUCAUUUGUAUCACUGGGCAAAAUCUGCAGUCGCCGAACACGAUGAACUGCGCAUUCCUUUUGGCUCUGGUCGUAUACCACCUAUUGCUGCCUAUGAUGUUGCUCGGGUGGCUGCUGUUAUUCUUACUAAUCCAGCUGCUCACAUUGGAAAAUCAUAUGACCUUACCGGUCCGAAAGCAGUUAAUAUGGACGAGGUAGCUAACAUCUACUCUGCUGUCCUUGGUCGCAAGAUUCGUUAUGUUCCACUGGAUUGGAAUGAAUGGAAGGACACAACAUUAAAAGAACACGUAUUAAAAGAUGGUUGGGAGCAGCAUACUGCUGAUCAUUUGGCCAACUUAGCCCAGCUCAUUCAGAAAGGCACUGUCGAAGUAUCUCCGAAUGUUGAACUUCUGACGGGAUCACCUGGAAUGGAUUACGAGCAAUGGGUAAAGCAACAUGUCCAAGAAUUCAAUAAAAAUGACUGA